Otolemur garnettii (small-eared galago) is the source of this 2254-nucleotide messenger RNA. RefSeq names its product TATA-box binding protein associated factor 11 (gene TAF11). Gene Ontology annotation, molecular function: transcription coactivator activity; protein heterodimerization activity. Gene Ontology annotation, biological process: RNA polymerase II preinitiation complex assembly; transcription initiation at RNA polymerase II promoter. The record is from RefSeq and is a predicted model, not a curated record. The transcript has 5 exons. Gene Ontology annotation, cellular component: transcription factor TFIID complex; nucleus. Bases 1089 to 1724 code for a protein of 211 amino acids. NCBI's taxonomy places the organism in Eukaryota, Metazoa, Chordata, Mammalia, Primates, Galagidae.
ACUGGGUCCACCUGGACUCGCCUUCCGAAGUGUGUUCCUUCCCUAAAGGUUUUGGGACCUUCACGGAUAGGAAAUACGAUAAUGUGUACAGGGAGCGCAGAAACAAAGAGAAAUGUGGUAACGUGCACCUACAUUUCCAAGUCCGUUCUUACAAAUCAAGUAUGUAAUAGAUGCGGGGACCUAGCGACACAGAGGUGACUAAAAUGCCCUGCCCCUCAUACUUCAAUGAGAGAAGGGAGGAAAAAAAAUUAAUGGAAAUAUACUCGCCAAUUUAUCUUCUCAAAGAAAUGGCUCUUUAAAGAGAGAAACAUGCAAACAGGCAACCUCCCUCUCUAUAGGGUUUCCUCUUAGUUUUGAUGAGAUAAGCAAACUAACUUUGAAAGAUGAGGUUUGUGAAACCAAUCCCAAUCUUGAGUACCGGUGAACCGGAAAAAGCAUUUAAUUGGAUAGAAACUAUGCCUGUUUAGUUCCCUGGUAUUAGAACUGCUAAGUCGAGGUAGGCGGUCAAUAGUUGGGGAAUGAAUAAAUGGGACUAUCCAUUAUGUUGAAGCUAUGUGACUUUUUAGAGGUGCUUGCGGAAUAGAAGGGAAAUGCUGAUAAUUGAAUGUCAACACGAGCCCCUUGUCUAGUUGAAAUAUACAAGGUUACGAAAGGUUACUAAUCCAACGUAGCCGCAUUCCACGACACUGGUAUUCAACAGAAUUGAGUUUCUUCCGUCCCCCAACUUUUCAGAAACAAGUUAAGGAAGAGAUUAACCCAUAUUGCAAGGUGGAAAGGGAAAAGAAGUCUUUUAGUAAACAAAACCACGCUCCUUAACAAAUAUUGCUUUCCAAAGGAGGAGGAUUCACAAUAUAAAAUCCACACACCCAUUUUCCCUCCUGCCACCUUUACAAAACCAAAGUCAAAACCAAGCCUUUAAGUCUUCUGCGCGCGCCUCAAAUUGGCCCCUCCGGGGAGUGGUAGGGGUGAUGUCAUCACGGCGCGACCGCAGGAAGUAAGUUCCAGAUGUUCAGUGUACUUCAGGAUCCUGGAGCUUGUGCGUCCAGCAUAAUAGCUAUAAUCCCCUUACUCCUCUAUCUCUGCACCACAUGGAUAGUGCCCGAAAGUCGCCCACGGACAGCGGUGGAGAGACGAGGGAGGCAGACGAAACGGUCGCUGCUCCCGGGGACUUGGUGGCUACCGAUACCGAUGGAAUCCCAGAGGAAACUGAGGGAGACGGAGAUGCGAACUUGAAAGAAGGUGCAGCGGAGGAAGGCGAGCUCAAGACUCAUGAUGUCUCAGAUUUAACAGCAAUUGAAAGGGAAGACUCAUCAUUACUAACUCCUGCAGCCAAAAAACUGAAAAUAGAUACCAAAGAAAAGAAAGAGAAAAAGCAAAAAGUGGAUGAAGAUGAGAUUCAGAAGAUGCAAAUCCUGGUCUCUUCUUUUUCUGAGGAGCAGCUGAACCGUUAUGAAAUGUAUCGCCGGUCAGCUUUCCCUAAGGCAGCCAUUAAAAGGCUGAUCCAGUCUAUCACUGGCACCUCUGUGUCUCAGAAUGUUGUUAUUGCCAUGUCUGGUAUUUCCAAGGUUUUCGUCGGGGAAGUUGUAGAAGAAGCCCUGGAUGUGUGUGAGAAGUGGGGAGAAAUGCCACCACUACAACCCAAACAUAUGAGGGAGGCUGUUCGAAGGUUAAAGUCAAAGGGACAAAUCCCUAACUCGAAGCACAAGAAAAUUAUCUUCUUCUAGACCGAAGUCUAGAAAUAUCUAUUACUGACAGAAGAAGUACAUUCCAGACUUCCUAUUAAAUGAGACUUUCUGCACUGGUGCUUUAGUAUCUCUAGUCCUCCAAGGAUUUCAUGAUUUGAAUAUUUUUCUCAAAACUCUUAAUAUCUGUAUAUGCAGAAAGUAUACAGCUUAUUUCAUACUUGUCUUGACUAAUUUUGGGACCCCUUAUGGUAUUUUGAGGUAAUUUUCUCUUGGCUAGUUGGAAGAAAGGUGCCUGGGCCUUAACCAUCUUCUGGACAGGAGAGCUGCUUUCAGAGAGAGAAAACCUUUCUGAGACAGCUUUGAUGGUUUCACAUUGAAGCUUAAAUUAAGAUGCUAAGAUAGGUUUUUUCCAAUGUCUGGUUUUAAGUAGAUGAAACCAUCAGAAUGUUUGACUUGGGAUUCCCUAUCAUGAGGAACGUGAUAGUAGCAGUACUAAUAAUUUGUGCUUAUAAAGAUUUAAGAUUCUCUUAUGGAUUUUUUGAGUGAUCAUUAAACGGUUUUCCAAUUUG